This is a messenger RNA of Triplophysa dalaica, 2748 nucleotides long. RefSeq names its product basic helix-loop-helix family, member e40 (gene bhlhe40). Gene Ontology annotation, biological process: circadian regulation of gene expression; anterior/posterior pattern specification; regulation of transcription by RNA polymerase II. NCBI's taxonomy places the organism in Eukaryota, Metazoa, Chordata, Actinopteri, Cypriniformes, Nemacheilidae. Bases 256 to 1485 code for a protein of 409 amino acids. The transcript has 5 exons. Gene Ontology annotation, cellular component: nucleus. Gene Ontology annotation, molecular function: RNA polymerase II cis-regulatory region sequence-specific DNA binding; protein dimerization activity; DNA-binding transcription factor activity, RNA polymerase II-specific. The record is from RefSeq and is a predicted model, not a curated record.
UGCAGUCACAGGGUUUAUUUAACACGUACUUCACAUCCACCCACACACACUCAUUUAACCAGCAGCGGAGCCUGCAUACAUCUCCAGCUCACAACACCAGACAGUGGAACUCCAACCAGUUCAGCUACUUUUCAGUUCUUAAUUCAUGGGAAAUACGUGUGGACUUUGAUGAGAAAGUGAAGGAUUUGUUUUUUUACUUUUAUAUAUUCGUUUAAAUCAGCCGUUUUUACACGUCUGUAAGACAUAAAGUCUGAAAUGGAUAGGAUUACCAGUGCGCAACCUCCUCCAUGUAUAACCAAACACGCUCCGAUGGAUCAUAUCUCUGACAUGCAAGGAAUGGAUUUCCCCAUGUACGUGUAUAAACAGCGGCGGGGAAUGAAGCGCAGCGAGGACAGUAAGGAUACAUACAAAUUGCCACAUCGACUGAUCGAGAAGAAAAGGAGGGACAGAAUAAACGAGUGCAUCGCGCAGUUAAAGGAUUUGCUGCCCGAACACCUUAAACUCACUACUCUGGGACACUUGGAGAAGGCUGUUGUGCUGGAACUGACACUCAAGCAUGUGAAAGCUCUUAACAACCUGCUGGAGCAGCAGCAACAGAAAAUUAUUUCCCUGCAAAGUGGAAUGCAAAUAGGUGAGCAAGGCAAUGGGCCCUUGGAAAACAGUGAGGAAAUGUUUCGUUCCGGGUUCCAUCUGUGUGCCAAAGAGGUCCUGCAGUUCCUGGCCAACCAGGAGACCGUGCGCGAUCUGACGCCCACUCACAUAAUCAACCAUCUGCACAGAGUGGCGUCGGAGCUCAUACAAAGCCCGCCAAGCCCCUGCCCCUCCGAGCCCGCUCCCAAACUCCAGGAGAACCGGGAGAAACCAGCAGGUGUGCAGCCAAAAUCCAUGGAGGGUCAUGCUAAAAACUGCGUUCCUGUUAUUCAAAGGACUUAUCCCCACAGCAGCGAGCAGAGCGGUAGCGAUACUGAUACUGAUAGCGGUUAUGGGGGAGAACUGGAGAAACGUUACCCGAAAGCCCAGCGGCCGGUCUGCUACGGCAAAGACGGUGACGUCAAGUACGGCCUGGCAGAGAGAAUGGGCGGCAGCAUUAAAGAGGAAUUAGACGAGCCGCAGGCAAAGCGGCAGAGGUCCGACUCUUCUGAAGAUGAGUCUCUUUCGGGGCACGAGGUGGUGGGAGGUCACAGUCCCUACGUCAGCUUUUCUCCACACCAGCCGCCUCUUUGCAUGCCGUUCUACCUCUUUCCUAACGGCACGGCGGCGUACCUGCCGAUGCUGGAGAAGUGUUGGUACCCGGGUGCCAUGCCCGUAUUGUACCCGGGCAUGGGUGGGUCCUCCAGCGGGUUGUCUCCGGAGAAACUCCCUUCAUCCCUGGUUAUGUCCUCGAGAGUGGGUUCUCCAGUCACCUCCCCGACCCCUAUGGACUCUCCUGCACUCCUGCAGGCUCUUAAACAAGUCCCACCCUUAAACCUAGAAACCAAAGACUGAGGACCCGCUCUCUGAAUGUUUUGGUCUUGCAAAGUGGACUUUCCUGCUGAAUAAGCUCUCCGAGAAGGUUGGGUUGACAAUGGGCAAAGUUUAAAAAAGCACCCUCAACCUCAGCCAGCAGCUGUUCAGAUCCUUUCAGAAGUAUGACGGCCUCAUAAACACGCGCACACACUCUUAUCAGUCAACUGGCUAGCUCCCUCCUCAACCAGCGUACACAGACCCUGAGACGGAAAGGACAACCAAAGUCCAUGUGGACAGUUUACGAGGCCCCGUGUAAAGCACUGUGAUACACUGUGAAGAAGGUCAAACGAUGAGCUCUGGGCGAGCGGCUUAUCUCUGCACUUACGUCGAAUGUUCCAAUUCAAAAUACAAAACCCCCGGAAUGUGACGUGCAGACGAUCCCCCCAACGUUAAGGACUUUGCCCUUUGCACAAGCACCUUUUCAUUUGUUGAAUGUAAAAUAAGUCAUUUUAACAUCCCCCCUGUAGAUGCUGCUUUGGACAUAGCUGUGCCGCGGAAGCUAGGACAAGACGCUUCUGUUUCUGCUUUAAGCAUAAGAAUCAUCUUUCUCGACUGCAAUGCUACCAAACAUCUCCUUGUUUUUGUCGACCGGAGCUCAGUCGUAAAACUCACCCCGUGACCUGUCGUAUCCCAAACGGACACACUCGAGGUUUUUUUAUGAAGAGGUAAACUCCAUCAGACGUGACGCUCGUGUAUAUACAGGAGUAAUAUAAUCACGACUACAUUGUAGCUUUUGAGUUGGUCAUCGUGCACCUAGGAGAAGUUGUUGUGAGGUGACUGCAUUGUGUAAUUAUUUUGUUUAUACUACUUGUACAUCUGUAUUUUUGAUACGUGACCCACCAAUUUUCGUUUGAGAGGUGUGUUUUAGACAGCCGACGCGCUGUAUGCCAUGAGAUUGUGUACGUAUAGCUUUGGACCUAGACUCGAUCUGCAUCACGUGUGUUCAUUUCUGGUCGAAUGAAGGCAGGUCUUUGUUCAUACUGUUGCCUUUACCUGUUUAAAGCAGUAAACGUGAUAUCUGCAUCGCCAGACAUCUGCAUUUGUAAUCCUGGUUUCAACAUAGAAGCAAACGAAAGUGAAUGUAAUGUUUUAAACAAUAUAUUAGUUUUGUAUAGGAAGAGGUACUUGGGAUUUUUAUUUUGGGACCUAACUGAAGGUUGCUUGAUGUAUAUAUUUUUGUCUAAAGUAUUGUUGACAUACAUAAAGAAAAAAGUAUUAAUAAAGCUCCUUUUCCUGUGGAAA